AUGUGCCUCCGGUUCUCCACGGCUAAUGUCGCCGAUUCAAAAAAAGGUUGGAAGACUCUGAAGGGCAAUACCGAGCCUGUAUGGCCACCUUAUCUCGAAGCCACGAUGCUGGAAGGUCUUCAUCAAUAUAAACCCGUCGACUCGCGGGAAACUCAAAUUUUAGGACGAUUCCCUAUGCGCAAUCGCUUCAUCUCGGAGUACAUUUACCACAAAACGGGAAAGUACAGAUCAUCCAAACAAAUAGGCAGUCGACUACAGCAAUUUAGGGACACAUCCGAGGGACGGGAAUUGAUCGAUUCCCUCACCCGAUCUUAUCUCAGUACGCGGAGUGAAGUCGGCUCGCCACGGAGGUUUUCUCCUCAUAACCAUGUUUUUGAGGGUGAAUCCAUGCCUCCGCUCGACUAUAUAUCUCUCGACUCUUCAGGAAGCGAAACCUCAUCCGCCUCCUCAUCUUACGGUUCCUCUGCAGAAUACAUUGACACUGCAAUGCCAUCCUCUAAACGAAACAACCUUCCUGACAACCGUACUCCAGUGUACAUUGACAUCUUGCCAGAGGCUAGCUCAUUCUCGAGCUCAUCCUCCUCACGUUCACGCGUACCAUCUUCUUCAUACAAGUCCUUUCAUGGUGCAGCUGCAUCCCAACCCUCCCCGAAUGCACCACGUUGCAUGAGGGACAUCGAUCCCACCGUAACCUUCGUCUCACCCUCUACUGUCAUCGGCAAGUCAUCCUAUAUAGUGUUAUUGGAUGGCGCACCCAUACACAGCGAGGACACGAAACUCGAAUGUGUCGGACCAUAUUUCGCUGGUUCUUCCGGUGACGGCCCGUUGCUCUACAGCACGGCUCUGGUUCCCAAGUAUUGGGAUACCUUGUGCAAGUCUCCAGACCCCACCGUAUACACCAUUAUUCAGGAUGUGUACCGUUCUCCUGACUCAGCAACUUCCUCAAGGAACUCGGGUCGCCCACGCCCUGUCCUCAUAUUUUCUGCUAUAUACCACUUCCGAUACCCGGCAUCUACACGCGCGCCUCCACCUUCCAUCCCACCGCACUUGUCAUAUCAACCCAAUUCUGCAUCUUUCUCGCACAACCACAACACUCAUCCUUAUCCCAACAUGACCAACCCCAUCCGCCCGCCCCCAUUCCAAAACUCCUCCAUGUCUCCGAGUUUCUCGGACCCAGGGAUGUUCCAAUCAUAUGACUACAGCACGCAAUACCGGCUGGAUGAGCCAUUCAGACUGGACGUUAACAUGGAUAACUUUUCCCUCGAUGACUUCGUGGUCAACAUUAAUGACUCACCCGACGCGGCAUCAAAUGACAUGAUGGCUCAGUCGUCAUCAUCAAGCUUCCCGAAGGACAUCCGGAAUUAUAUCAUGUAAAACUAUUGUACAUAUAAUCGUAAUAUCAGCACGUACUGUAUGCUCGAUAUUCAUCAUAAUGGGUCCUCUGAUCGGCCCAGAUGCUUCCAGACUGGACUCUCGUUCGUGUAGGUUGGUAUUCAUUCGACUGAGAUUAAAGGACGCGAUAUUUGCGUUCUGUUGGCUUCCGAUACGGGCAAUUCAUGCCGCGCUUCUUGUGAUGCUAGUCAUCUGAUGUGAAGUAGUAGGUCCGUUAUUAUGACAGAUAUGUAUAACUACGCCGACGCAGGGAUCUCCAAAUUCAAUUACUCGAAGC
Messenger RNA from Suillus plorans, 1669 nucleotides. RefSeq lists its product as uncharacterized. The transcript has 6 exons. Gene Ontology annotation, biological process: regulation of DNA-templated transcription. NCBI's taxonomy places the organism in Eukaryota, Fungi, Basidiomycota, Agaricomycetes, Boletales, Suillaceae. The record is from RefSeq and is a predicted model, not a curated record. The coding region runs from base 1 to 1374 and encodes 457 amino acids. Gene Ontology annotation, molecular function: DNA-binding transcription factor activity.